UCCGUUUCUGUUUCCGAAACGCGCGCCAAAUUUUUGGAAUCCUGCGGAAUGACAGAACAGGCACUUCUGUCAAAGCCACGGGUCUUCAAACGCAAUAAAACCACAACACUGAAAGACUAUGGACCCGUGUGGACGAGACCACGUGACUUACAGGCCCGCGUGCUGUCGCCAACUCGACGCUCGAAUCCUCAACCGCUUGGCCUUCUGUACCAGAGCCCCCUAAGUAACACAAAGUCCUACGCCAUUUGGAAUCCGGACUUCAGGCAUACGCGACAUCGCUUCCCCGAACUUUUACAGCAUUUGGAUUUGACAAAUUUCUCGUGUGGAGUGCCAUCACAAUCGUCACCAUGGAACACCGAAAGAGCUGGCCCUCCAGAAAUCAAGUACAGCCUGCAGUCCACUUCAAGGUUUAGUUUCCAGGAUCCAACGGUCUACCCUGUGCGGCAGAAGACUGGACACAGAAAGCAACCCACUCGCUAUGAUUUCCGGCCGACAGUUGGCCCAGCAGUGGGAAUAGUACCCAACGUUCUUCCACAACUACCCGAUGCUGAUACAAGCAUUGUGAAUGCGAAACAAGGGGAAGAUCCGAGGUCUUCUAAGAAGCACACUGACAAGAAGCACGUGGCCUGGACCAACGCGGCGCUUCGGGAAAUUUGGCACUCAAGUGGACGACGGCCCGUCAGCCGAUUAUCACUAGAGUAGCCAAUACGCAUGCUUCAACCAGACAAGCCGCUGGACCUGUCGUCAUGUUCACAAAAGCGCAAGUCACCUAAGGGCCAAGAUGAGUUGAAGGCAGACGAUUCAUUUGAUGACUAACCUGGACUUAGAACAACAGGAAAUGGGUUCCUUUUUGUGUGAUCGACGGAUUGAAUAAAUUAAUAAAUGGUGGAAUUUCCUACAAUGCGGAAAAUCCAUGAAA
This is a messenger RNA of Nematostella vectensis (starlet sea anemone), 919 nucleotides long. RefSeq lists its product as uncharacterized. The coding region runs from base 49 to 702 and encodes 217 amino acids. Lineage: Eukaryota; Metazoa; Cnidaria; Anthozoa; Actiniaria; Edwardsiidae. The transcript has 6 exons. The record is from RefSeq and is a predicted model, not a curated record.